Molecule: messenger RNA, 338 nt
Organism: Gastrolobium bilobum
Lineage: Eukaryota; Viridiplantae; Streptophyta; Magnoliopsida; Fabales; Fabaceae
Exons: 3
Coding region: 47-319 (90 amino acids)
Source: RefSeq, a predicted model, not a curated record
GCGCGCAUGUUUGUUGUUAUUUCCCUCAAAAGCAAGGUUCACAUCGAUGGCGGCAUCAGAGACAGCACCUCCUCCUCCAGAAGUAGAUCCCGAAAAUCAGUUUUCCUCUCUCGUUUACGACAUAUCAAAUGAAGCCCAAGCGAUCAUGGAGAACAUGCUUAAGAUGAUCGCUGAGAUUAAUCAAAAUUCUGCAGUGAUUGAGAAAGAGAUAGAGAAAUGUAAAGGUUAUGCUCUUGAGAAGAAAAGAGUCUUAGAUGAAGAGAAGGAUCACUUUCAAAAAGCUGCUUAUGCUGUUCUUGACAUGCUCAACAGAGAUUAAAACGCUCUAGGGUAUCAUG